AGUGCAUGAGCCAUGGCAAGGCGGCGCGCAUGCAGCAGAACCAAGCGAAGCAUGGUGAGGCAGCUGCCACACAUCCGAAAAGGGCGUAGCGCCAGCGACGUGAGCCGAGUGGAGAUCAGAUGCAAUUAACCGCGGCUGGAGAUCGAUGAGGGGGAAGGAUUAGUGUUGGUGCGCGGCGAGGGAUUUCGUCGAACACUUUGGCAGCGGGGCACGCGGCCUGCCGCAGAUCUUGCUGGUCACUGUUCCCGCGAUCGACUGGAAAGGUGUGCUAGUACAUUUUGUGGGCCUAUGUGGUCUGUUGAAAGAGAGGGGAGGAGACAACACAACCCUCGCCCCUCGUCUUCAUUCGCUCGUCCGAUCAGGAAGGACGGUGGAUGAAAAAGCGCCCUGCACGCCUGAACAAUCGGCAUUAUUGUUCACUAUCUCCUUUUGUUUUCCCUCUCCCGUUCAUCUCUCUCCUCUUUGGCCUUCCUUUCCUUGCGACGACGACUGGGACGAGCGCCCCCCGCGCUUCUGCAGGCGAGCACCCCGCCACCAGUCGGAGAUGAACGCGUCCAGGAAAUCCAGCCAUCUCUCCAGCAAGGACAGUGCAGAGACCGCGAGGGAUAUCAUCACCACGUCCGGCCAAAUCCAACCCCUCAAAAUCCCGGACGCUGUUGCUGCGCUCGCACAGGCUGCUGCAAAGGCAAAUGGUGAGACCGAGAAAUAUCUUCCAGGGUGGCCGUUGUUCUCGCCUCCUAAGGUGCAGUUGGACAAGUGUACCAAGUGCUCCAGAGAAUUCUGUUCUGCAAUCAACUUCCGGAGGCACACACGUGUUCAUCGUAGAUCCCUCAAGAUAGAUAGGGAUUUUCCAAAGAAUAGAGACCUUCUCGCUGCAUUCUGGAAUAAACUCACUGUGGAUGAUGCCAGCAAAAUUUUGUCCUUGACAGGUGUUGUUAUUGAGGGUGUAACUGGUUCAUCAAUUUUGACAGCACUGUCAUCAUGGAUGUGUAAACCAGGGUAUGCUUCGUUGCCAGUUGCAUAUGCCAGAGCUGGCAGUGAGCUUCUGGAUCUAAUUCAAGCAAAGCCUUCAAUGCAUCUGCCUGUUUCAUCGGAUGAACUAUUUAGUUUGCUCGAUGAAGCAAGUGAAAAAACAUUUCUUUGCACAAAUACAGCUGCUUGUAUACAGAAGUUUUUAUUUGAUGGAGAGGUAGAAAAAAUUGCAACUGAGUUGAAAAAUGUUGUUUCGUGCGCUAGUUACAUGCUUGAACAAAAGCUGCUUGAAGCAUGGUGUGCUGAUAAGACUGCUGAAGCAUUAAGAUGCCAGAAGUUGCUGGAGGAUGAAGAGGAAGCUGCUCAGAAAAGGCAAGCCGAACUGAUGGAAAGGAAGCGGAUGAAGAAACUUAGGCAGAAAGAACAGAGGUUAAAAAACCUCAAGGAUGAGGAUGCGACAGUUCAGUCACCUGAAAUCAUGGAUGAUGCGACAUGUUCUACUGCCAUUCAAAGUGUGAAUUCCAUUUAUGAUCCUGACUGUUUUGAGCAAGAAGAAUCGCAGUAUCUUCAAUUUCCAGCACUAAUUACUUUGGAAACUGACAAUGAUUUUAAUGUGGACCUACCAGUAGAAGAUAUCAGUUGUGAUUUGGGGCCUGAAAUGGAUAAAGGUGUUGUAUUAAGGCAACAAGUUGUUUCAAGGCAUCAUUUAGGCAGAACGGAGAAGCUUGCUGAAAGUAGCAUUUUAUCUGGUUCCGUAGUUACUUCAAAGCAUGCAGCUUUAGCAAGGCCUUCAAAUUACAAGGAUCCAAAUGUCUGUUCUGCACCAAGUAGAAACAAAACUUGUGAAUUGAAACUACGGUCUGAGAUUGAAGAACAGUGCCAAAAACAUGAGUUAGAUGUAGAUGAACGUGGCAUUGGUCCUAGCAAAAACUCUCGUGUGCUAAUAGGAUCUAUAAUUGUCGCAAUUAAAGAUUGUAGUGAACACUUGCUGGACUUAGGUUCCAAGAAUGACCCAGUACCUCCCAAUGUAAAGACAAAGAAACAUGCAUCAGUCAAGGUGGUGCAACAAGUUACCCAUGAGGGAAACAGAAAUGAAGGUGUUCCUGAUAGUGAUAACCGUUCUAGCCUCAGUGUUACUACAGAUGAAAUCAGUUAUUCAACCUGCUGCGAUGCAGAUUUGGCAGUGGAUGAACAUUUACAAUGCACCACGUUUUCCAGUGAAGAAGCGACAGCCUUUCUUUCUCAAAGAUGGAAAGAAGCAAUAGCCGCCGAUCACGUGAAACUUGUUGUGUCCUGAAAACUAAAGGAAUGGCAGAAUAAAGAAAUUCUGUUGAGGGCAACAGCAUGGAAGCUCCGGCCGACUUGUCGCCGGAUCCCACAGCCCUACAACAUAGGUGGUUCUUAUCUAGCCUGCAGGGUGCUAUGAAAGUUUGGAUGUCAAGUUUGUGUUGCGGCAUGAAUGGUUGUAAAAUGGCAGGUGCAUUUUGCAGCUGAUUUGAGAUUGAAGCAGAGGGUUCUAGUUUUACAAGGGGACAGCUUGUGUGAUGGGAUCUGUUUUUGGUAAGGAAAAAAAAGAGUGAUUUGAAUAAUGGUUUGGUCGCACAAGUUCCUAAUCUUUUGUACUCGUUAGAGUCUGCUAAACACGAAAUGCAUGUGUGUUGAACAUGUUGUGCUUGCGGGUUGCGGCUUUCAUAUUGUCCCAGUUCUUUCUGCUGUCAGUUCACGUAACUCGCGUUCAUUUUGUAUCGCUUCGUGCUGUAUAACCCGUACUAUUUGCAAUCUAUUCUGGAAGUCUGCAGAAACUAAGUAA
Molecule: messenger RNA, 2782 nt
Organism: Zea mays
Lineage: Eukaryota; Viridiplantae; Streptophyta; Magnoliopsida; Poales; Poaceae
Product: C2H2-like zinc finger protein
Exons: 10
Coding region: 545-2269 (574 amino acids)
Source: RefSeq, a predicted model, not a curated record